This is a messenger RNA of Trifolium pratense (red clover), 2755 nucleotides long. Its product is annotated as DNA-directed primase/polymerase protein-like. Gene Ontology annotation, cellular component: mitochondrial matrix; nucleus. Gene Ontology annotation, biological process: response to UV; replication fork processing; mitochondrial DNA replication. The transcript is spliced from 13 exons. Gene Ontology annotation, molecular function: DNA-directed DNA polymerase activity; chromatin binding. The record is from RefSeq and is a predicted model, not a curated record. Lineage: Eukaryota; Viridiplantae; Streptophyta; Magnoliopsida; Fabales; Fabaceae. The coding region runs from base 200 to 2098 and encodes 632 amino acids.
AUAGCUUAUGGAGGCAAAAAUAGAUUUUUCAUGGCUCGUCAGCCCUAAUGAUUAAUUUUCUCAUCUCAAUUCCUCCGCAAAAUUAUCUUUUUUGGUGAAUUCUUCCGCAAAUUCAAAUUCCCGCCUAACGGGAAAGUGAAAGAAAAUCGAAAAUUCCACAAUCAGAAAAUUCAAAUUCUCAUUUUCACAGAAAAUUGAAAUGUCAUCAACCUCAAACAACAACAUGAACGAUGUUGAUCGUUUGUUCGCAUGCUUCAAAUGCGGUUUAUCACCCCCUAAAUCUGCUUUGAUUGAAAGAAAAAGGAGGAAAAGGAAAUUGGAGAAGGAAAUUCCAAAGAAUGGGUCACCGGGAGAAUGUUCAAAUCCAGGAUCAAUUGGAGGAGAAGAGAAAACUCCGUUGUCUUGCAUCAAAACAACAAAUGUGGAAUCUUCUAUUGAGAAACUUAAAUCAGCAAUAGCUAAAGCAAAAAGCUCUAGUAAUCGGAAGCAGAUCUCGCCAGUUGUAUUCUACGGUUCUCCUCAUGGUGUGCCUCCGAAAAAACCGACCCGUUUAUGGCGAUUGUUGCAUGAGAUACGUAUUGAUCUCUCUCAGAGGAAAAAACUGAACUUAAGGAAGGAAGUGUGGUCCACAUUCCCAAGGCAGGAUGAAGCAAUAAACUUUGCCAAAGGACAAGAAGAUGUCCAUCUCUUUAGUUAUCAAGAUCACUUCAAUGGCCAGAGAAGGUUCCUUGCGUCUACAUAUACAGAAUUCUGGCGAAGGUACAAAAACAUGGAUUCAAAAUUCCGUCAUCAUUAUGAAGUGAUUCAAGAGGGUUUACCAUGCCACCUUUAUUUUGAUUUGGAGUUUAAUAAAAGAGUCAACGUAGGAAAGAAUGGAGAUGAAAUGGUUGAUCUUUUGAUAUCAAUAGUUCUAGAAGCCUUACACGAAAAGUAUGAAAUCCAUGGAGACCACGAUUGGAUAGUAGAACUCGACUCUUCAACUGAAGAUAAGUUCUCUCGCCAUCUAAUAAUUCGCAUACCAAAGGCUGCUUUUAAGGAUAACUCCCACGCAGGUGCAUUUGUUUCAGAAAUAUGCUCAAGAAUUCUAAACGCAAGGGGGAAAGAUAAACGUUGUGAAAAAUUGUUUAUAGCAAAAGAUUCAAGUACCGAUGAAUCUGCUUACCAACUUUUUGUGGAUACUGCUGUAUAUACUCGGAAUCGUGUUUUCCGUCUUCAUCUAUCUUCAAAGGCAGGAAAAAGUUCAAUUCUUUUGCCAACAGAGAGAUUUAAGUGCAAAAACUUGAGUGAAGAAGACAUGUUCAUGGCUUCCUUGAUCUGCAACAUGGAUGUUGAUUGUGGAAAGCUUCUGGUCUGCAAACCAGACUUAGAUUGCGUGAAGACUCUGCAUUUUGAUACAGAGUUGAAUUAUAAUGUUGGAAACUCUGUCCAAAUGCAUCCAGAAUUUACAUUGAAUACUUGCACAAGUGAUGUUUCGGGAACAUACUUCAUGGGAAAGUCACCAUUCCCAUUUAUCGACGAAUUUAUAUUAUCGGUUGCCUCUGUUGGGAAUAUACCAGGAAAAAUUCAUAGUUGGUAUUUAUUCUCUGAAUUUGGACUGAUGGUCUACAGCAUGACAAAAAACAGAUACUGUGAGCGAAUUGGCAGACAGCAUAAAAGCAAUAACGUGAUAUACGUUGUUGAUCUAAGAAGGGCAGUGUAUUAUCAAAAAUGUCACGAUGCUGACUGUAGAGGUUAUCGGUCUCCCUUGCGACCAAUUCCAGUUCACGUAUUCUCCAAUCCUUCAGUUGCUAUUGGUUCAUCUGAGAUGUUAGAUGAUAAAUAUCCAGUAGAUGAUGGGUGGGGAAGUCAACCUGAUGAUAACAACAAACCCAAUCUUCUACAAUACGAAGACACUGUUGAGGACAACUCCAGUGAUUCUUGGUGGCUAGAAGCCAUAAAAGUAGUUGAGGAUGUGGAGAAUAAGCAAACGGCAACAGAACUAAACACCAAGAAUGAGGAAAUUGAUGAUGGAGAUGAUGAUGAUGAGUGGUGGCUGGCGGUAGAAAGGACUGCAUCCCAGGCUGAACUGGCAUAUACUUCAACUAAUUCAGGAUGUUAGCGGCACAAUUCAGCUCGCCAAUGAGUUUCCGUGGCUCUCUACAUGCCGGAUCAACAUAAUUAGCUCCACUUGAUGAUUGGCGCCAGAAAAGGAGUUUGUUGCACUUAUCUGCAGCAAGCAACAUAAAGAUGAGAUCCUGAAAAGCAGAAAAGUUUGGGAGAAAAUCCGGAAAAUGAGCUUAAUGACUAAAGGAAAAUGAAUUCUAUUGUUGGAGAUACAGACUUCAAUUUUUGCACUGUCAAAACUACUGCCCGUCCCUGUUGAAGGGUUGUAGGCCAUGCAGAAUGUUUCAUGGUUGUGCAGGGCACAUGAAGACCUUUGCAUGCCCGUGUAAAGUGUGAUCACUUCUUGGCGGAUUUGGAUCAUCGACAACUGUGGCGCGGUGCACACCAGCUGCAAAGGAUUCAUACACCAUUUGAACCUCUGUUGGGCCUUUUUGGAUCCUCUCCUGCAGAAAGUAAAAGGGAGGGACUAGAGAGAGAAAAGAGAGGAGGGUAAAAAAAGAGAGAAAAGAGAAGAGAAAUAGAGAGGAAGGAGGAUGCACAUUGUACACCAUACUUUCUAAGAACCUAAUUUGUUAUCUCAUCCUUUUUCUUUACAAAUUCAAAUCAUGGAUGUUAGAAUAUUAUAAAGGAUUAAAUAUGUUUGAGAUCCUUA